Molecule: messenger RNA, 2851 nt
Organism: Enhydra lutris kenyoni (northern sea otter)
Lineage: Eukaryota; Metazoa; Chordata; Mammalia; Carnivora; Mustelidae
Product: exocyst complex component 1
Exons: 20
Coding region: 126-2831 (901 amino acids)
Biological process (GO): Golgi to plasma membrane transport; exocytosis
Cellular component (GO): exocyst; plasma membrane
Molecular function (GO): phosphatidylinositol-4,5-bisphosphate binding
Source: RefSeq, a predicted model, not a curated record
GGCGGAACGGCUCAGGUGACGGGUUCAGGCUAGGAGCGGUGGCCGUUGCGGCCCUGUCCGGUCUCUCUCUUGGAGGACCCGCCUUGGCACGGGCCGGGCUCGGUCGGGCCUUGCGCUGAUUAAAAAUGACAGCAAUCAAGCAUGCAUUACAGAGAGACAUUUUUACACCAAAUGAUGAACGCCUGCUGAGUAUUGUCAAUGUCUGCAAAGCAGGAAAAAAGAAAAAGAACUGCUUUUUGUGUGCCACAGUGACAACUGAACGCCCUGUGCAGGUGAAGAUGGUCAAAGUCAAGAAAUCUGAUAAAGGAGAUUUCUACAAAAGGCAGAUUGCUUGGGCCCUUCGAGACCUUGCUGUGGUAGAUGCCAAGGAUGCUAUUAAAGAAAAUCCUGAAUUUGAUUUACAUUUUGAAAAAAUAUAUAAGUGGGUUGCCAGCAGCACUGCUGAAAAGAAUGCAUUUAUUUCAUGCAUUUGGAAAUUAAAUCAGCGAUAUCUCCGGAAGAAAAUCGAUUUUGUCAAUGUUAGCUCACAGCUCUUGGAAGAACUGCCUAAAGUUACAGAAGAGUCUGUUCCAAGUGGAGAAAAUCAGAGUGUGACAGGAGGUGAUGAAGAGGUAGUAGAUGUAUACCAAGAGUUAAAUGCAAGAGAAGAGCAGGAUAUUGAAAUAAUGAUGGAAGGCUGUGAAUGUGCAAUCUCUAAUGCUGAGGCCUUUGCAGAAAGGUUGUCCAGAGAGCUGCAGGUGCUGGAUGGGGCCAACAUCCAAUCAAUCAUGGCCUCUGAAAAGCAAGUGAACAUACUGAUGAAGUUGUUGGAUGAGGCUCUAAAGGAGGUAGAUCAGAUUGAGUUGAAACUGAGCAGCUACGAGGAAAUGCUCCAAAGUGUGAAAGAACAAAUGGAUCAGAUCUCAGAAAGCAACCACCUAAUUCAUCUGAGUAACACUAAUAAUGUAAAGCUCCUGUCUGAAAUAGAGUUUCUUGUGAACCAUAUGGACUUGGCCAAAGGUCAUAUAAAGGCCCUUCAAGAAGGAGAUCUCUCCUCUUCUAGAGGCAUUGAGGCCUGCACCAAUGCUGCUGAUGCCCUUUUGCAGUGCAUGAAUGUAGCUCUUCGUCCAGGUCACGACAUGCUCCAGGCAGUCAAACAGCAGCAGCAGCGUUUCAGUGAUUUGCGCGAGCAGUUUGCCCGGAGACUGGCCAGUCACCUCAACAAUGUUUUUGUUCAACAGGGUCACGAUCAGAGUUCAACUCUUGCUCAGCACUCUGUGGAACUGGCUUUGCCCAACCAUCAUCCAUUUCACAGAGACUUGCUUCGAUAUGCCAAGCUGAUGGAGUGGCUAAAGAAUACAGAUUAUGGAAAAUAUGAGGGACUUACAAAGAAUUACAUGGAUUAUUUAUCACGACUAUAUGAGAGAGAAAUUAAAGAUUUCUUUGAAGUUGCAAAGAUCAAAAUGACUGGCACAACUAAAGAAAGCAAGAAGUUUGCUACACUGCCUCGAAAAGAAAGUGCUGUCAAACAGGAAACAGAGAGUCUUCAUGGAAGUUCUGGGAAAUUAACUGGAUCUACUUCUAGUCUAAAUAAACUCAGCGUUCAGAGUUCAGGGAAUCGCAGAUCUCAGUCAUCUUCUUUGUUGGAUAUGGGAAACAUGUCUGCCUCUGAUCUCGAUGUUGCCGACAGGACCAAAUUUGAUAAGAUCUUUGAACAGGUACUAAGUGAACUAGAGCCCUUGUGUCUGGCAGAACAGGACUUCAUAAGUAAAUUUUUCAAACUACAGCAACAUCAAAGUAUGCCUGGAACUAUGACUGAAGCAGAGGACCUAGAUGGAGGAACGUUAUCCCGGCAACAUAAUGCUGGCGUGCCACCACCUGUCUCAUCUGAGAAAGAUAUGAUCCGUCAGAUGAUGAUUAAAAUAUUUCGCUGCAUUGAGCCAGAACUGAACAACCUGAUUGCAUUAGGAGACAAAAUUGAUAGCUUUAACUCCCUCUACAUGCUUGUGAAAAUGAGCCAUCAUGUGUGGACCGCACAGAAUGUGGACCCUGCUUCUUUUCUGAGUACUACAUUGGGAAAUGUUUUGGUGACUGUCAAAAGGAACUUUGACAAAUGCAUUAGUAAUCAAAUAAGGCAAAUGGAAGAAGUAAAAAUUUCAAAGAAGAGUAAAGUAGGAAUUCUUCCAUUUGUUGCUGAAUUUGAAGAAUUUGCUGGACUUGCAGAAUCGAUCUUUAAAAAUGCUGAGCGUCGUGGAGAUCUAGAUAAAGCAUACACUAAACUUAUCAGAGGAGUAUUUGUUAAUGUGGAGAAAGUAGCAAAUGAAAGCCAGAAGACCCCCAGAGAUGUAGUUAUGAUGGAAAAUUUUCACCAUAUUUUUGCAACACUUUCUCGUUUGAAAAUCUCAUGUCUAGAAGCUGAAAAAAAAGAAGCCAAACAAAAAUACACAGAUCACCUUCAGUCUUAUGUCAUUUACUCUUUAGGGCAACCUCUUGAAAAACUAAAUCAUUUCUUUGAAGGCGUUGAAGCUCGAGUAGCACAAGGUAUAAGAGAGGAGGAAGUAAGCUAUCAACUUGCAUUUAACAAACAAGAACUUCGUAAAGUCAUUAAAGAGUAUCCUGGAAAGGAAGUGAAAAAAGGUCUAGAUAACCUCUACAAGAAGGUUGAUAAACAUUUAUGUGAAGAGGAAAACUUACUUCAGGUGGUGUGGCACUCUAUGCAAGAUGAAUUUAUACGCCAAUACAAGCACUUUGAAGGUUUGAUAGCUCGCUGUUAUCCUGGAUCUGGUGUUACAAUGGAAUUCACUAUUCAGGACAUUCUAGAUUAUUGUUCCAGCAUUGCACAGUCGCACUAAAAAAGAAGAGAUAAAUGAAA